Dovyalis caffra is the source of this 837-nucleotide messenger RNA. NCBI's taxonomy places the organism in Eukaryota, Viridiplantae, Streptophyta, Magnoliopsida, Malpighiales, Salicaceae. The record is from the annotation of a GenBank genome assembly.
AUGGCUUCAGGAGGAGUACUGUCUCGAGAGACGCAGAUGUCUAUUGAAGAAACGUCCACGUUUCCUGGGUUUCGGUUUGCGCCAACAGAUGUAGAGUUGAUUUCUUAUUAUUUGAAGAAGAAGAUUGAAGGAUCUCCUGAGAAAUGGCUUGAAGUUAUUCCAGAGAUUGAAAUUUGUAAACACGAGCCUUGGGAUUUACCAGGGGGAAUACCUGAAGAGGAGACAGCAGCUGAAUGCUCUAAGAAGUUUAGUAGUAGCUCCGAUUCUUACCCGAUUGAGAAUUUUUCUUCAGCAUACGAAUCCGAACUGAAAUCAUCAACUGAUGCUGACUUGGCAGAGUCUUCCCGCCGACAGAAGGAUUGUGACAACGAUGAAGUUAUUUGUGGUGAUAUACUGAAGGAUGAUAUAUAUGGUGAUAUACUGAUGGAUGAUAUAAUCGAACUUGACGAAACUCUAUUGUCUGCCCCUCCUGGGGUCAAUCCACCGGUUGAAUUCAAGCCUGAGUCUCAAACAACACCUCAGCAGCCAGUUGAAUCAUUUGUGUCGGAGGCACUUCCUCUAUCCUCCAUUCCUUCGCAAGGAACAGCAAACCGAAGAAUCAACUUAAAGAAGCAAAUGCCCGGUACCUCUGAAGCAGAGGCGUUUAUUAAUAACGGAGAUAAGGAAAGCAAGUUACCAUGCUCAAAGGAGCCUUCAAAACGUGUGCUUAGUUUCCUCUCCGCAAAGAUGAGCCGCCUUCGACUCUUUUCUACAGUUUUUAUCCUCCUGAUUUUCCUGCUUUUGUUAGUAAUUUUAGCCGGACGUUUCCAGAAAGUCAAAAGGAACACCUAUGCCUAG